Molecule: messenger RNA, 1675 nt
Organism: Olea europaea var. sylvestris
Lineage: Eukaryota; Viridiplantae; Streptophyta; Magnoliopsida; Lamiales; Oleaceae
Product: root phototropism protein 3-like
Exons: 2
Coding region: 160-1401 (413 amino acids)
Source: RefSeq, a predicted model, not a curated record
GUCGACUGGACCGGUUGGGAUAAUACAGACCCGAUAUAAAUGGAUAGGAAAUCCUAACAUAAGAUGACUUGCAUACUUUUCCAAUCACUACCAUACAGUGUCUUAAAAGAGCCAUUUGUACUUCAAAGAGUUCUCAGUUCCAACUCCAAAAAUUAGUCCAUGAAAAUGCAGAAACAAAUGUUGGAAACACAUUUCGAGUCCGAAUUUUGCUGGUUCGAUGAUGCCUGCAUUCUCGACAUCGAUAAUUUCGUCAAGAGACUCUCCAGCAUUAAGGAAAAAGGGGUGAGGCCAGAUUUAAUUGGUUCAAUCAUAACACAUUAUGCUUCCAAAUGGCUUCCCGACCUGUUGGACGGGGACGGUAAAAAAAUGAUUCCGAAUGCCGAGGAGUCCCCCGAGAGUAUCACCACUUCAUGGAUGAAGAAAAGGUUCUUUGUUGAAACUCUAGUGGGAAUUCUUCCUCCUGAGAAGGAAUCAAUUCCUUGCAACUUCUUGCUAAGGCUACUACGCAUUGCUAGCAUGGUUUGCGUCGAGCCUGCUUAUCGUGCUGAGCUUGAAAAGCGUGUUUCAUGGCAACUCGACCAGGCUUCCUUGAGUGAACUGAUGAUACCAUCAUUUAGUCACACUUGUACAACCCUGCUAGAUGUUGAACUUGUUCUUCGACUGGUGAGGAGCUUCAUGAAUUUGGAUGAAGCUGUAAGAAGUGGAGCUGCCCUUAUUAAAGUCACGAAACUGGUGGAUUGUUACCUUGCAGAAGCGGCCGUUGAUUCCAAUUUGACAUCGUCCGAAUUUGUUGCUCUUGCUAGCGAGGUUCCAAGUCAUGCUCGUGCCAUGGAAGAUGGAUUGUAUCGUGCCAUUGAUACCUACCUCAAAGCACAUCCAGGGGUGUCAAAGAAAGAGAGAAACAGGCUUUGUAAGCUAAUUGAUAGCAGAAAACUGUCAUUAGAGGCAUCCAUUCAUGCAGCUCAAAACGAGCGAUUGCCUGUUCGAACUGUAGUUCAAGUGCUCUUUUCAGAGCAAAACAAGCUCAAUAAGCAGAUUCUUGAUUUCAGUGGCCCUUUCAGUGGCAUGCUUAGUCCAAACAUCGCACUAGAUGCCUCGUCCCGGUGCUUGUCAAAGCGCGAAAUAAAUGUGCAACAGAUGGAAAUAAAGAGGUUGAAAGAAGAUGUACUAAGGCUACAGAGCCAUUGCAUGGCACUGGAAGGAAAGAUUGAUAAGCUAAUGGAGAAAAAGAAAGGAUUUCUCGUUUGGAGGAAGUUUGGAAUUCCAACACUUAGGGGAAACAGGAAUGAAGACGUUGAAAGAGAAGCCGAGGUUGGAAUAGGGCUAAAAACUCCGUUACAGAUGAAAACAAGGCUCGUAAACACUAAAAAUGCUAACAAAUGGAGGAAAUCAUUGUCGUGAUCGAGCUUGAUGAAGGGAAAAAAUUGCUGCUCGACUCUUUGAUCUACAGGAGUGAUAUCCAUUCUCUGACCCCUAUUGUCCAACUUGAGAACAAACAUAUCCGAAUAUAUAUAUAUAUAUAUAUAUAGCUGUAAAAGCAAGACAUGCAAGUGAUACUGACUUUUGUAAUUUUCCCUUUAAAUAGGAUCAAAUUUGUAUCAUACUCUCUAUCUUAUUAAUUAUGCCUUGUAAUUUUCCAUUAAAUCAAUUCAUAUUGCAGGCGAAACUCAUCAUA